Molecule: messenger RNA, 2541 nt
Organism: Oldenlandia corymbosa var. corymbosa
Lineage: Eukaryota; Viridiplantae; Streptophyta; Magnoliopsida; Gentianales; Rubiaceae
Source: the annotation of a GenBank genome assembly
AUGAACUAUGAAAUCGCCUCUAUAGCAACUCAACUCGUCCGAAGAUGCACUUCCACAGCGUCGAUCACAAAAGCCCGUCAAAUCCAUGGGCUGCUGCUGACAUCCGCCGCUGCCAAUUCUCUAGUUCCAUAUGUAUUCAACAACAUCAUCUCCAUGUACAGUCGAUGUGGAUCUUUGGAGGAUUCUCAACUUGUGUUCGACAGAAUUCCUCAAAGAACUAUUGUGUCAUACAAUGCCCUUAUUUCUGCCUACUCUCGGGUUUCUUAUCAUGCCCCAAAAACUUUUCAGUUGGUCAGGCAGUUGGGAAAUGAGACAUUCAGACCCAAUGGGUCUACUUUCAUUAGCCUCUUACAAGCUUCGUUGAGUCUUAAAGAUGUAGUCAUUGGGUUUCUUCUUCAUGCUCAGUGUUGCAAGUUUGGUUUCUUAAAUGAUGUGUGUGUUCAAACCUCUCUUGUUAGAUUGUAUUCCAGUUGUGGGAACUUGGGAUUCGCGGAGGAGGUUUUUGAUUCUAUGGUUUGUAAAGAUACUACAUCUUGGAAUAAUGUUAUUUACGGAUAUAUGGAAAACGAUUUGAUGAUGGAAGGACUCAAGAAGUUUGACAGCAUGUUAUCAAGUGGUGCAAAUCCUGAUCAGUUUACGUAUUCAAUGGUAUUGAAUGCUUGUGGUAGAUCGGGAGAUUACAGGAGGGGGAAACUUAUUCAUGCACGGUCUAUUAUCUCCGGGACAUGUUUUGAUGUGCCUUUGCGCAAUGCCCUACUCGAUAUGUACUGCAGUUGUGGCGACUGUGAUACUGCAUUCCGUGUUUUCAGGGGAAUUGUUUACCCGGAUUUAGUUUCAUGGAAUACAAUGAUAGCUGGAUGUUCGGAGGCUGGUGAUGGAAAGAGGGCGAUGGAAAUGUUUGUUCAGCUUGUGGGAGGAUUCACUACGAAACCAGAUGAGUAUACUUAUGCACCGGUUGUAUCUGCCACGGGAUCUUUUCCAGCAUCUGAGUAUGGCAAACCGCUCCAUGCACAGAUCACGAAAGCAGGACUGGAAAGGAGUGUUCACAUUUGUAGCACGCUGAUCUCAAUGUAUUUCAGCAAUGGUGAAAUUGAAUCAGCUCAACAGAUUUUCUCUUCAGUUUCAGAAAAGGAUAUGGUGAUUUGGACUGACAUGGUGGCCGGUAAUUGUAGAAUAGGCAAUUGCGAAAGCGCCAUAGGAAUUUUCAAAGAUAUGUUACAAGAAGGAUUCCAGAUUGAUAGCUAUGCUUUAAGCAGUGCAAUAAGUGCAUGUGCUGACCUUGCAGCUCAGAGGCAAGGGGAAAUGCUUCAUUCUUUGGCUGUGAAAUUGGGAUAUGAUGGAGAAAUGACUGUUUGUGGAAGUCUAGUGGAUGUGUAUGCUAAAGUUGGGGACAUUAAAGCAUCUGAGUUGGAAGCAGAAGAUACAAUCAAAGAAUCACCUUUCGGAGAUGGCUAUCUGGAUUUAUGGAGGACUCUUUUGAGUUCUAGUCUUGAGAAAGGAGAUUCCGUGAUAGCGACGCACGCAGCUGAGCAUAUCUCCCGUAUAGAUACAGAAGACACUGCAACAAAUGUGCUGCUGGCCAAACUUCAUGCUCUGGAGGGAAGAUGGGAUGGUGUGGCUGAAACAAGAAGAAAGUUCAGAAAAUCACCGGUGGUCGGAAGAGAUGCCGGAAAAAUGGCGGCCAUUGCAGCUUCAACCGCUGCAUCAUCACUCGGAGUUUCGGAGUUGUUCGGGACUUCUUUCAACUUCAACAGCUCAUCAUCAAGGGCUGCUGCUCCGACUUCAUCAGCCUCAACUGGUGGCAGUGUAAAAACUGUAGCAAUUUUCUCAAAGAAGCCAGCUGCCAAGCCUAAGCCUGCAGCUGCUGCUUCUCCCCUUGAUGACGAGCUCGCCAAGUGGUAUGGACCUGACAGAAGAAUCUUCUUGCCUGAGGGGCUCUUGGACAAAUCAGAAAUCCCUGAGUACCUUACCGGAGAAGUUCCUGGAGACUACGGUUAUGAUCCUUUUGGUCUCAGCAAGAAACCUGAAGACUUUGAGAAGUAUCAAGCAUAUGAAUUGAUUCAUGCCCGGUGGGCCAUGCUUGGUGCUGCUGGCUUCGUUAUCCCUGAAGCCUUCAACAAAUUCGGAGCCAACUGUGGUCCUGAAGCUGUUUGGUUCAAGACUGGAGCAUUACUCCUGGAUGGAAACACACUGAACUACUUUGGAAAGAACAUCCCAAUUAACCUUGUGGUUGCUGUCGUCGCCGAAGUUGUUCUUCUUGGUGGUGCUGAGUACUACAGAAUCAUCAAUGGACUGGAUCUGGAAGACAAGCUUCACCCAGGUGGUCCCUUUGAUCCCUUGGGGUUGGCCAAAGACCCUGACCAGUUUGCUCUGCUAAAAGUGAAAGAGAUCAAAAAUGGUAGAUUAGCCAUGUUUGCAAUGCUUGGGUUCUUCAUCCAAGCUUAUGUCACCGGACAGGGUCCAGUCGAGAACCUCGCAGCUCAUUUGAGCGAUCCCUUCGGCAACAACUUGCUCACUGUCAUUUCUGGAAGCGCCGAAUAA